AGAAAGGCCGCGCUUGGGGCGGGAUCGGGUCGCUUUUCCCCUCCCUCCGGAAGCGUAACACUGAGCGCGCCUGCGCAAUGGGCGCCAGGUCCGCUCUUUCUAGCGUCGGGUAGUUAUUGUGCUUUCUGUUCCAGAAUAGGAGGGUUGGGUGCAGAGGCUUAUUCGCCUUUCUUUUCCACCCAUAGCUUCCCUGCCUAUGUGCCCUAAAAGCUGCUGCUGUUGCGGAGCCAGACAGUUACUGCUUUAGCUCUAGGAUGCAUGCUCUUCCGCAGGAAGCUCUUCGAAGGGACCAAGGCAGUUGAAAAAACAGUGAAAUGGAAAGCACAUGUUGUGGUCUUCCAGUGUUAUGCUCCUGGUCAACAAUGUAUGCAUUCCUGCUAGGGGUGGUAUUCAUUGCUUUAAGCUCAAGUCGCAUCCUACUUGUAAAAUAUUCAGCCAAUGAAGAAAACAAAUAUGAUUAUCUUCCAACUACUGUGAAUAUGUGCUCAGAACUGGUGAAGCUGGUUUUUUGUGUGCUUGUGUCUUUCUGGGUUAUAAAGAAAGAAGAUCGUCAGAAUAGAACCUUAAGAUGUGGUUCCUGGAAGAAAUUCUUUAAUAUCAUGAAGUGGUCCGUUCCUGCCUUUCUUUAUUACCUGGAUAAUUUGAUUGUCUUCUAUGUCCUUUCCUAUCUUCAGCCUGCCAUGGCUGUUAUCUUCUCAAAUUUUAGCAUUAUAACAACAGCUCUUCUAUUCAGGAUAGUGCUGAAGAGGCAUCUAAAUUGGAUACAGUGGGCUUCCCUCCUGAUUCUGUUUCUGUCUAUUGUGGCCCUCACUUCUGGGACUGAGACGUCACAGCAUAACCUGGUAGGGCAUGGAUUUCAUCAUGAUGCCUUCUUCAGCCCAUCCAAUUCCUGUCUUCUUUUCAGAAGUGAAUGUCCCAGAAAAGACAAUUGCACAGCAAAAGAGUGGACGUUUUCUGAGGCUCGGUGGAACACCACGGCCCAGGUUUUCAGUCAUAUCCGUCUUGGCUUGGGCCAUAUUCUUAUUAUAGUCCAGUGUUUUAUUUCUUCAAUGGCCAAUAUCUAUAAUGAAAAGAUAAUGAAGGAAGGGAACCAGCUCACUGAAAACAUCUUCGUACAGAACAGCAAACUCUACUUCUUUGGCGUUUUUUUUAAUGGACUGACCCUGGGCCUUCAGAGCAAUAACCGUGAUCAGAUUAAGAACUGUGGGUUUUUUUAUGGCCACAAUGCGUUUUCAGUAGCCCUGAUUUUUGUAACCGCAAUCCAGGGCCUCUCAGUGGCUUUUAUUCUGAAGUUCUUGGAUAACAUGUUUCAUGUCAUGAUGGCCCAGGUCACCACUGUCAUCAUCACAACAGUGUCUGUCCUGGUCUUUGACUUCAGGCCCUCACUGGAGUUUUUCUUAGAAGCCCCAUCAGUUCUUCUCUCCAUAUUUAUUUAUAACGCCAGCAAGCCUCAAGGUUUUGAAUAUGCACCCAGGCAAGAAAGAAUCCGAGAUCUAAAUUGCAGCCUUUGGGAGCGCUCCAGUGGGGAUGGAGAAGAACUGGAAAGACUUACCAAACCCAGUGAUAUUGAGUCAGAUUAAGAUACUUUCUAAGUGGUACCCAAAUAGUUGGCAGUUCUUACAAACCUUAUUUGCACAUUUUAAGCAUGUAUGAUAUUUAUCUUUGCAUUUUGAUAAACCAAGAACCUUUCUAAAGCGUAAAACUCUUUGCAUAUAUCUGACCACUCCCUAAGUAAUUCCAGCCAAAGUUUAGAGUACCCAAAGGCUAAAAAGUUCCAAGGAACUGACAUAAGAGUAAUAAUGUAGAGACUGCAUUAAUGGCCCGGUAGGUCAACAGGUUAUAUUCGCAGAUUAUUUUCUUUGUUUCUCCAAGGUUCCAAAAAACUUGUAAUAACCAUGUGAGCUGUACCCUAUUAAUAUGCAAAUGGAUACCAGUUUGCCAGAUAUUCAUAAUUAUGUAGUUUGCUUGGCAUGCCAUAGUCUUCCCUUUUCUAUCAUCAUAAAUAUUACCUAAGUUGUCCCUUAAAUUUUGACACCAUGGAGAUAGUCAUUUUGCAGUUAAAAAGCAGUGUGACUCCUCAAAAGUUUGUUUGAAGGAUUUUAAUAACUGCCCACAACAUUGAUUUGAAAGUAAUGUCUGUGCUAAAUAUUUUGCCAAAGAAAAAUUUUCAACAAAAUCUCAGAAUUUUAGUUUUUAGCAAUUCCUACGGAAUUUGAUUUUUAGUGACUAUCUUUUGAUGUUUUUCUGCACCAAUAAGCUUCAAUUUAGGUGAAAGUUAGUGCCUAUUCACCAAUUAUUUGUAUUUUCCAUCACCUAAACCAGCCAUGGUAGAUUUUUUCUCGGCUUGACCACAUUACUCUUGAAUUAUUCUAUUUUGGAGAACUAAUAAGCCAUUUUAAUUAGUUCUUAAAUACAACUUAUGAUUAUUAUAUAUUUUUAUAUCAUAUUUUGUUCCUAAAGUUUGAGGCACUGGCUUCAGAAUCAUGCCAGAUUGUCAGUAUGACUAAUGCUGAAGCGUUCCUUUUUUUUGUUUUUUGGUUUUUUUUUGCCACAACCAUGGCAUAUGGAAGUUCCCAGGCCGGGGAUCCUAUCCAAGCCACAGCUUCGACCUGUGCCACAGCUGCAGCACCUCUGGAUCUCAACCCACUGCACCGCAGUGAGGACUCCAAGAGUUCCUUUUAAAAGAGUCAUUUUGCAAAGAAAUAACUUUUAAUGAAAUGUGAAUAGUGUCACUGUAAAAAGAGGAAGGCCAGUAAUAAAUCAUCUUAUAGUAACUCUAUUUCACGCUUAAACUGCAUGGUAUUUUUGAGGUAUUUUUGCAUGUAUCACAUUGAGUCUGUGAGGUAGAGAAAUCAGGUGAUAGGUAAUUUAAACAAUGAGUAAACAAAAGUUACUUGCCCAAGGCAUACAGCUGGGUGGCAAUAGGACAAGAGUUAGCUUCAGCUAACAGUGCUGUGUGUUUACAGAGUGCUGCCCUAUAAAUGUGAGCUUUAAGAUGUCAUUUUCGUGUAGUCCAUACAUCUCCUUUCCCCUAGUUUUCAUACAGAUAAGCAAAAGAUAAUAUUAUAUAAUCCAUCUGUGAUACUCAGAAUAAUAUAAAUGGCAAGAAUUGGUAGAAUUUUAUAAAUAAAGUAAUUAUUAAAUCCUUCUCUUGUGUUGCCGCUCUGUCAUGUGAGGUAGAAUGCAGAGUAUUUUUAAUUUCAAAACAACUUUUUUAAAAAAAAGAACUUUUUAAAAACUUUCUCUUUUAGUAGAUCUUGACUUCUGAGGAUAGCAAAAUUGCUUACUUUGUCAUAGGCAUUCCACCAGAGUUAUGUGAAACAGGAAGAUUAUUUUCUUGUGGCAGUUCAUUUUAAAGGUAAAUAUAAUCAGCUAUAGGAAGACCUCACUUUUAAGAAAUACAGCCUACAAAACAUAUUUAUCUUAUGCAACAGAUAAAACUGCAACAAUAUUACUUGUAAAAUUAUGGCCUACAGAAUAUAUUCAAUAGCAGAUGCUACUAGUUCGUGGAGAUUGAUUUUCUCAUUUACAGUUACUUUUUCCACCCUCCUUUUCAGGAAAGCAUUUUUUGCCCAGAGUGAUGUUUACUCAUGUUAACUUACAAAUUAUUUAGAGAGAGAGAAGGAGCUGGAACUAAAAUGUAAAGUUCUGAUACAGAUGCACUGCAGUACAUUUGACCUCUCAACACAGGUUUGAACUGCACAUGUCCAUUUAAAUACAGAUUUUUUUUUCAAUAAAUACAUACAGUACAACACGAUCAUCAGUUAGUUCAAUCCUGGAAUAUGGAACUACAGGCACAGAGGGCCGGCUACUGCAGUAGGUCCUAAAAUCAAUCCCCUGUGGAUACUAAGGAAAGCCUGGGCUUUUGUGGGUGCCAGUGUUUUAAUAGGAGAGGAAUUGGAAGCUGAGAGUUCUAGAAACUAUAUCCUGUCAUCUUGGAUCAAGCAUUUGACCUGGGGAGAGGAAUGAUUUGUCAUGUGGAAAGAGAAGUAGACUUCUUUCCUGUCCUAAAGAACCAAACUACACUACAAGUUAUAGGGUAACGCUCCUAACAAAUGAUGCUUCCCAACAGACGAGAAGGCCUUUCUAAAGAGUAGGAGAGAAUAGUAGUAAAUUCUCCAUCACUCAAGUGUUCAAGGGGAGAUUUUAUCAGCAGGAUGUUUUAGAAGAGAGUCCAUCACUAGUACAGAAGUUGGUCUAAGUGAUUGAAGUCCCUUCCUAAUUUUAGAGUCUCUUCUAAGCAGUUAUGACCUACCACUAAUGCACUGAAUUUGCUCCUGUCAUAGUUUCUGAAUAGCCUUUGGUUGGACCGCAGGUGUGGCCUGCAGUGACCUGACUCCAGCUCCGUCACUGGUCAAAGGACCAGGCUUCUGUCCAGCAGUAUGCCUGAUCCUGGGGGGAAGCAGGAUGUGGCUGAGACCCAGGAUCUCAAAUCCUCGGCCGGCACUGUCCUGCUGCGGUAGGUUUUCAAGUUGGAGUGCAGAGGAGGCUCUGGGGCAGAGUUACUUUGUUUACAACUCUAAGGCUUUUUGCCUCUAAACCACCAUGUGGAAGCCCUGUUUGCUUGUGUGCUGGAUUAGGUUCUGUGGAGCUGCAGGGACUACUUUUGCCCUGGUACAGGCCCGGCCUUGACCGGAACAGCCCAGGGCCUCCUUGGCAACUUCUCCUUUUACCUAAGUCCUGGUUUUUCCUGAGAAUUCUUAGCAUUCUAGUGUGGAUAAGAGGCAGAGAAAGUCAAAUGCAAAGGAGAGUUGUUUUCCUUCUCUGAAGCCUAGAGCAGACUUUCAGAAAUCAAGUAAUAGGUAUCCUUCCUUUAACAGAAACAAAAAACCUCUCACAGAUCUCAGUGUAGACCUUUUUUCUUCCUUACUAUUAUUUAAAUGGAUACAAACAUGGAGAAUAAACUCCUUGCUUACAAUUUUUAUAUGAAAACCAAAUUUACAAUUAAAAUAUCAAGCUAUUAAACCAGUCAAUUUUCAAUUCAGAUAGGAGUUUAGUGAGGUGAUAAUGUCGCUCAAAUAGAAUCACAAUAAACUCCCUAACAGUCCUGCAGAACUGUCCUCACUUGCGAUUUUACUUGCUUCAAGCGCCAUCCUGUCUCUGCCCAGAUAACUGAAACCUGCUGACAAUGCUGAUGAUGCAUUUAAUCCUGCUGGGAUUUAUCACCCCAUGUCCCUAACAAUCCCGCACGGAUGUGGUGUGGCUCAAGCUGCCAACUCCCAUUGGCCGAGACGCCCUGGAAAGAUUUUUUAAAACGUCAGCUUUGUGUGUUCCCUGAAGCUUUGAAAGAACUCACCAAUAAAAUUGCCUAGGCGUGGUACUUUUUUGAGAAGCACUUUUUUUUCUACAACAUUCUCUGGUUCUUCUUCAUCCUCUUCUUGGUUCACUCUUGAUCAUUUAAAACACAGAUGCCAAAAAAUUAACCAUCCAGAUUUUCAAACAUAUUUGCUUAGGAAUUUAUGAAUCAUUCUCUUAAUUCUUUUAAUUUCCUCUUUUGCCAGAGUCGUGUUUUCUUUCUCAUUUUUAACUUUGUGUAUGAAUAGUGUCUCUAUUUUUUUAAAUAGGUUAAUGAGCAUUUUCUAAUUAAUUUUUACUUUAUUGAAGUUUAUUGUGUUCUGCUUUUCUAAAGUUUGUUUUGAUCUUUUUUCCAUCUGAUCUACUUCAAAUGCAUUUAUUUUCUUGCUUGUUGAAGAGCAUGUUUAUAGCUAGUAGAAGAAUUUCUUGGAGUAAGUAGACUUUAGGCUAGUCAGAAAGACUUUAAAAUACAGCAUUAUCAUUAUUUUCUAAAUCUGUUUUGAGUCAAGGGUAGUGUCAUUAAGGAUUUUACUCAUACUUUUGUUAAUUUCUAGUUUUUAUACACUUGGUUAGAAAAUGAGAUCUGUACUCUUUCUGUUGUCAUUUGCAUAUUUUUAUUGAAUUUAUUAUUGUUUCGCCUGUCCUCUGUACAAAAACUUUUUUGAGAAAGUUGGUAUUGGUUUGGAUAUUUUGAACCAGUUUGAAAGAUUUUUGGUGUUUUUUAGAUUUGCUCAACUUGCAUUUUUGUCUGUUUCAUUUCUAGUAGUUACUGUUACAUAUUUUAAACGAAUGUAGAACUUUAUUUAUAAAUGUUUCAUCCUCAAAAAUUAAAAUAUGGUUAUUGACUCCUUUCACUGAAAGAUGGGGAAAUUAGGUAUUACAUUUCCUCCCACUCCCAGUUUUUCUUAAUAAGCUCUGAGAACUUUAUCCAGGUCUACUAUACUUGAUUUCAUCUAUUUUAAGACUCCUGUGUUUUCACAUUACCAUCUCUGAAAUUGGGGUGCUUUAAGCAAUGGCAUGUUAAUAUAGCUGCUCCCCCCUAGCAGAAGGAUGAAAUUGUCUUUGCUUGCACAUGCAGGCAUUUGGCAUAGCUGGAUAAAUACCACUUCCUGAUGUUUCAGUCAACAAACCACUUAAGGACCAUUUGAGGGGAAGAUAAGAGUCCUAAUUGUUGUCUGAAAAUCUUUUAUCAAUACCUCUUGGUAAGAUUAAGAACAUGCCAGCAUAAAAUUUUACACAAUGAAUGUCAGUAGAUUAGAAGAAAACCCUGGAGAUAGCAGAGAAAUUCUCUUAAAAUGCUUCAUCAUCAUCACAUCUCUCAGUGGUGCAGAGAACCCUCUGCCUGGAAAACCUCAGACGUCUAUGAUGCUGCAUCAAAAUGUGACUCAAGAGAUACAGCCUCAAAAUGGGAAGACAUUUUAGAAAUAUUUUAAUUUAUUUAACUUAUAGUUUCCUUUUUUAUGUAAUCAGAGAAUGCUACAUAAUAAAGUCUUUAAAAGCUCUUUAAGCAAGAUAUAAAAUGAAAAUUCUAAAUGACAAAAUAAUCUGUUUAAUUAAGAGUGUUUCUUAGCAGGAUGUGGUACCUCUUAGAUUUGAUGCUGUCAUGAAUACAAUGUAAUUUGGAAGUUCUUUUUAAAUGUUUUCCUUUGCACCUUUUCUUUCAAGAAUUAAUAGGUUGGCUUUUAGUUUGUAAUCCCAUUAUCACAGCUAAUUAAACUUUAUUUGUGCAUGAUAUAACUUAUUCAUAAAUUUUAAAUGGCAGUUCAUUUCUCAGCUGGGAGCUGUCUUAAAAUAGACUUUUCUCUUCUGAAAGUGUUUUUGGCAGAUACUCUUCCUGAGGUUUUAUUUAUUUAUUUUUUUCCGCAUCUAAUAGCUAUUUACUAAGUGCAAGAUUUUUAGUCAUGUUAUUGCUCAAAGAGGUUUUACAUUUUUAUUAAUUUAUAUAGCCAUUUAAUAUAAAUGAUGACUUUCCCUAAAAAUAAUUCUUAAGUCACUUUUUUUUCAUCAGAAAUCUCUUUUUUAUCAUUUAGUGUUACCAAGAAGUUAAAUAUUUCCCUGCUGUAUUAUAUAUGUUAUGUAUGCGUGUGUGCGUAUAAUUUGUUUCCUUUUUGUAGGUGAGCUGUUUUUUGAGCCUCGGUGCAUGGAUGUCUUUUGUAUAAAUCCUUUCUAUAAA
Messenger RNA from Sus scrofa (pig), 7468 nucleotides. It is a transcript of the gene SLC35A5, whose product is annotated as solute carrier family 35 member A5. Gene Ontology annotation, biological process: pyrimidine nucleotide-sugar transmembrane transport. Gene Ontology annotation, cellular component: Golgi membrane. The record is from RefSeq and is a predicted model, not a curated record. Gene Ontology annotation, molecular function: pyrimidine nucleotide-sugar transmembrane transporter activity. Lineage: Eukaryota; Metazoa; Chordata; Mammalia; Artiodactyla; Suidae.